Messenger RNA from Onychomys torridus (southern grasshopper mouse), 1844 nucleotides. RefSeq names its product translation initiation factor IF-2-like. The record is from RefSeq and is a predicted model, not a curated record. The transcript is spliced from 3 exons. NCBI's taxonomy places the organism in Eukaryota, Metazoa, Chordata, Mammalia, Rodentia, Cricetidae. Bases 1 to 1041 code for a protein of 346 amino acids.
AUGCGAAGCUCAGAAUCUAAGUGUCACAUUGCUCUAAGAGGGGGUGGCUCUGCAGGACUCGGGACGCGGCGCAGGGAAGCCAAAGCUGUUUGCAAACAAGCGUCCUCGGCCUCCCUCCGGGAUGUGCACCCAGGGCCCUGGGAAGGAAGGCACGCUCGGCCCCGCCCGGGACAAACGCGAAGGGCACCGGUGUGGCGGCCAGCCCGGUCUUCACGGACCCGGCCGCGCCGGAACCCAGGCCCGGGCAAGGGCUUCUCGGCAGCGCGGGGCCUAGUCGCCCCCCGCGCGCCUCCAGCCUCCCGGGGUGGUGAUGGGGACCCACGGAAAAAGGGCCGAGGCCCCAGAGCUGCGGGGUGCCCGCGGCGGCCGCAGUGCCAGGACGCUCCGUCCGCCCCGGCCCGGGAGCUGGCGCCAGGGCCCCCUGAGCGGCGCGAGCCGGCGAGCCCCGCAGCGCGGCGCGCCUCACUCACCGCCUCUCCAUGGCCCGGGGGGUCGUCCGUCAGCCGCGAGCGUCCUCCUCAGCAGGGCUCCGCCGCCGCGAAGCCUCGCACUCCAGAGGGGGCUGCGGUCGCUGCGGCGGAGGCUGAGGCCCGGCGCCCCUCCAGCCGCAUCGGCUCCGGGGUCGCCUCCGCCACGCGGGUCCGGGGGAGCGCGGUCGAGCGCGUCCGGGGGCGCGGGCUACGGCGGGACGACCGGGGCGCUGCGGGCGGACGGGCUCGGCGAAGCCUCGGGCGCCGCGGUGGCCGCUCCAGCUGCCCGCGCCACUGGGGCCACAGCGCCCCCUGGACCCCACGUCCCGCUACGGCGCCGGGACUGCGGCGGCCGCGCCGAGCACGGGCGGCUGGGAACGCGAAGCAGCGCGGCCUAGGGGUGGCGGGGGCCCCGUGCGCCCUGCGCCGUCCGCCGCCCGGCGCCCGCGGCCCGCCCCUGACGCGGCUUCCCGGGAGCCGGAAGCUGUCGGCUCCCCCCCCCCCCCCCCCGUCAGACCCCAGCACCUUUCUUCCCUCCAGAAGAAAUACAAGGUCUGCAUCAUUUACAUAAAGAAGGUAUAAAUCCACCAAUGUAGCCAGCCUGCUCCUGAAAAGCUGGCUUGAGCUGUCUCCAGGAUUUGAAGCUUCCUGGACCUCUGUGAACUUCCUCUUCCAUGUGCUCUCUGUACUUUGGGAAAAGAUUUUUUCUGUCCAUCACUUUUUACCAUGGCAUGGAUUUUAAAGAGUCAAAUCCCGGUAAGGCAUAGAUUCCAAAUAUUGCCAUUUGCUGCUACAUGACCCCCAAGACAAAUCUUUGCUCUGUGCUCUGCCAUGGGCCCAUCGCUUUAUUUGAUAAGGAGAGUGUCAUAACUUCUAAGGGGCUUACUCUUUAUGAUUGUGUGGGGUCGGAACUAUUAGUUGCACAAUUCCAGGUUCCUGGCACAGAGUGGAUUCCCCAGAACUCUUGGCUGCUGGGCUCUUCCACAGUCUCAGCUGAUGACCAGAGGUGCCCAGGAUUCAGAAUCAUUUCCUUCCUUGCAUUCAAGGAAAGAGCCCUGGGCCCCACCCUUGCUCUUCACAUGCCACUGUUGGAGUAUGGUUUGAGAGAGGCACCUUCCUGUCCUAAAAUGUCUUCUCCACCCACUGGGAGGGAGGAGCAAGAACUCGGGGAAACAGCUGGAGUCGGACGCUCAGCCCUGUCACUUGACCAGCACUGUGUCCUGGCACCUCUUACCUCCACACUCAGAUCCUGACGUGCUCCAUCUGUAAUACCCUCUGAACACUGAAAGUUGGAAGUAGUGUUUGCAAAGCGCUUGUGGAAUAAAAGCAUAUAAACUCUAUAUAAACUCUUUUCCACUUAAAACACAUUAGAAA